Molecule: messenger RNA, 1923 nt
Organism: Didymella exigua CBS 183.55
Lineage: Eukaryota; Fungi; Ascomycota; Dothideomycetes; Pleosporales; Didymellaceae
Exons: 1
Coding region: 1-1923 (640 amino acids)
Source: RefSeq, a predicted model, not a curated record
AUGGAUUCUGAACGCCCCCAUCUAUCAAUCACGCUCCCCAGGAACUUCAUGUUUCACUAUCGCGACGGAGCAGCGCCGCAGACGCCAGAGCCUGAGCCACAGGUUGCUGAGCUCCAGCCGCCACCUCCUCCUCGACAGACCCUCAAGGUCCGUCGCCGCCGCGCAACUCUCGUGCGCCAGCAAAUCGAACUUGACUUCGCCAUGGAAGAGAAGCCUAUUCCCACUAUCGAGGCCACCAACUGCUUCGAGGCGUCAAACGCACUCCCGUCACCCCCUUCUGGCUUGGACAAUGCUUACCUGUCUCCACCAACAAGCUUUAGCCGUCUUGUAUCACCGCCAAAGACACCAGCUCACCAGGUCCGGACUAUCGAUAUCUUUGCUGGUCCCCAGCACUGGGACGAUCUCGAGUCGACACGCAGUGAAACCUCCAGCAGACCCACCUCGUCAUCUGGCUUCUCUGACUCGUCCAUUUCGUCUCGUGGCAGUAUGGAGUCGCUCGUCUCGCGCGGCGGUAGCUGCACAAGUCCAGAAGAGGAGAUGUGUGAUCCUUUCUCGUUCGAUGCCCUGGAAAUGAAGUACAAACAGCCAAGCUCUCCAUUGGCCGCACAACAGCAUUUACGCACAUCCAACAAGCUCAAGCUGAAAGCGACCUUCACCGAGGAGAUGGAUUACCACCUUUGGAGGACAUACAUGACCUACCUUCAGGAUCCCACGGUGACACCUUUCAAGGCCGUCCCACUUACGACACCACCAAAUGGGGUGUGUCACCGAGUCGCUAGGAUGGCUCGAAAGACUUGGAAGGGGCCGGUCCCGUCUCGUAUCGCUGAAGUUCGCGCAGCUUCUCAGUUUGUGUCUCGCAAUGGAACCCCAGAGACCAUCAAGGCUCUCAAGAGUGGGAAUGGCACUCCGAUUGCCAGACCCAGCGGGUCUUACCUGCGGUACCCAACAGAAAAGCAAUGUCGAAAGCGAUUGCGGGACUUGACAAAGCAAAGGCCAAACUUGUCUGCCUACUAUCAGCGUCUGCUCCACCGAUCACCCUCACCUCUACAAUCAUCCCCACCGUCCGAGAAGGCAGAACAGCCAGCCCAGCCACAGCCGCAGCCGCAGCCACAACUACUACCAUCACCUUUCACACAGGAUAAGUCGUUGUUUACCUUCUCCACACGGGACAUGAACGUGUCGCUUGCCACAAGCACAGCUGCCUCGAUGCAGAUGGGAAACCCUCUGUCCCAGCUGACAGCUGAUCUGACUCCUCGACCAGAGCAGAAGAGCUGGUCGAGAGCGCGAUCAUCAGCACAUCAGAAGUCGCAAUCGCUCCAUGUCGGCUUGGGGUUGGGAUUGAGCAACGUGCUUGGCUCACCUUUUCAGUCCUCGACAGUAGAGAUGACCGAUGCUGCUCCUUGCGCAAACAACGCGCAAACAUGGCAUGCACAGAUAGGUCUCCCAACACCGAGACUGGGCUCACCCUUCCAACUACAUGCUCCACGACCCAAGUCGCGAGUCUUUAAACGACGAGCUCUGGCCAACAGUUUCGAGGACAAGACACGGAACCGUGGCAAUAGCUUUGUAGAUGACAUCUUCGGUGCUCCUGCCGAAUCAAGCCACCGUCGUGUAAGGAGUCGUGGUUUCAGCCUGGGUGACAUGAUGGAUGGUGCAGGUGCCCGACGUCUGCCACUGUCAUCAAGUGGGCCAACCGAGUUCAACUCAUUCGCCAACAUCAGGCCUCAGCUGCCCAGCCCAGUCCACACUUCCCCUGCCAUCAUGACCGCUGAGGCGCUUGGCCAGGGGACGAUCCGUCUUGGUACACCUUUUGGCGGACGACCAAGCAACACUUUCCCUCGAGCAUCGACCUCUUACGGCUUCGAGCCUCCGGCAUCAUUUGAACAGCGAUUCGCUGCGGCUACCAGCAAUUCUGAGCGUUAG